This is a messenger RNA of Acipenser ruthenus (sterlet), 2007 nucleotides long. RefSeq names its product TM2 domain-containing protein 2. Bases 337 to 1020 code for a protein of 227 amino acids. Lineage: Eukaryota; Metazoa; Chordata; Actinopteri; Acipenseriformes; Acipenseridae. The record is from RefSeq and is a predicted model, not a curated record. The transcript has 4 exons.
UAGACUCAUUUCUCCGCCUACUUACGACACAGUUUGUUGGCUCUCCCUUAGAAUUGUGCAGUGUCUGUAGUAAUGUGGACUUAAUUCCAGAACUCGAUUAAAAGGGCACUUCUUUUUUGCAAACAUUUUAUUGUCUGUUAUUUUAGUAGUUUUUAAAAUCAAUCAAUCAAUCCAUCCAUUUUUUUUAAUAUUAAAAAUUCAAUUUUGCAGUCAACCGAGAAGAGUUUGUUGACAUAGGCCUUACUUCCGCCGUGGGAGCAACCUCGAGAUUGCAGUUUCAUGCUUUUAGCUUCGAAACAGUACGGUCAGUCUGUUUGAUUGAGUAGGAAAGAAAAUAUGUUUAGGGUUUCUGUGAAUUACAUUUUGCUGUGCGGGCAGGUUUUGUUGCUUGUGGCUGUCCUAUUGCUGCAGUGUUUAGGUGGAAUUUAUUCCCAAAAUACGACAUCAGCGGCUUCCUCCAGAGAUGGCACCCGCGGAGCGUCCUCAGGAAUCAGCGACCAGGAGAAUGGCACGUCGUCAUCAUCAAAUACCCCGCCGAGCGACCGGUCAGAUAUGUGGGAGUACAAAGACCCAUAUUCACCAUGGGUUCUGUGCAGCUAUCUGCCAGAUGAGUUUAUAGAGUGUGAUGAGCCAGUGGAUCAUGCUGGAAAUGUAACUGCUCGGAAUGAACUUGGCCAUGGCUGUGUAAAGUUUGGAGGGCAAGCAUACAGAGAUGUUGAGCAUUCAGAGGUAGUGUGCAGAGCUCUGGAUGGGAUUGAGUGUGCUGGAGAUAGAGAGUUUCGACGAGGAAACAAGCCAUGCAUCAAGUACACGGGGCAUUACUUCAUAACCACCCUGCUGUACUCCUUUUUCCUGGGCUGUUUUGGAGUGGACCGGUUUUGCCUGGGUCACACUGGCACUGCUGUGGGGAAGCUGCUGACACUCGGAGGUUUGGGCAUCUGGUGGUUUGUGGAUCUCAUAUUGCUAAUCACCGGAGGACUCAUGCCCAGUGACGGCAGCAAUUGGUGCACUUUUUACUAAAAACUAAACUAGAGUGAGGACAGAGAGUUGUGAACUGGAUCAGCUGGUAGAGGCAAUACAUUUCUAUUUAUUAGAAACGUUACGAGCCCUAACUGCUGUGUACAAAACAAUGUGCAUACAGUGGAGAGAAUGGAUCAGGAGCCCUGAACAGACAAAGGAGAAACGAUCAACAAUUGAAAUCGGUCUGAACAUUCAUUAUGAAAAGGCUGAAUAUCUUAUCUGUAAAAGGCACUGGGAGCCAACAGCUGUACUGUGGGAACUGGGGUGAGUCACUUUACCUGCUUAUGGCUCAGUACCCACCCAAGCUGUAACACUGGGUUCAAGGAGAAACACGAUAAAGGGUUUGUUGCAACAAAAGAUGCCAUGCCAGUUUAUUAGGACGUGUAUCAAAUAUCGGGUUGGGCCAUCUUUGCUUACCCUCAUCACCUGCUGUAAGGUUUCAGAAGGGAUGUUAAUCAGUUCAGUCACACGUGUUUCAGACUUGACAGGCCUCUCUAACUGCCCCUGUCUGUCACUAGCUUCUGUCUCUCUUGGCGACUGCAUUCCCAUUAUUUUUACCAUUGCUGGCACUCUGAUACAGUCUGUCAACAUGACCAUUGCUAUUCUGGCACCUGCUUGAUAUGCACCCACUAUCAUGUCUCUCUCUCAAUGCUGUUGGGAUCACCGUUCACAUGAUCACUCUAAUAGACAGGUCCUAACAAAGUGGCCUGGCAGUAUACAUGUGGGGACAGAACAUAAUUAACAGAAUAUAUAUAUGUGUGUGUCUGUCUGACAAUGUUAUGGAUUGGUUAUAUGUAGGUGGCUUGUUGAUUUGUUUUGUUAAAUCUGUGAUAACUGUUUUUUUUUUUUUCUGUUGCAGUGUACUGUUCUUCCCUUUUCAUAUAAAGACUGUACUAAAAUGUACAAGACUCCACAAGCUUUUGGUGGUUUUGGAAUUACACUUUGCAUAUUUAAAAAUAAACUAAAAAAAACAUUCUUAGGAUAGGA